Molecule: messenger RNA, 606 nt
Organism: Malassezia globosa CBS 7966
Lineage: Eukaryota; Fungi; Basidiomycota; Malasseziomycetes; Malasseziales; Malasseziaceae
Exons: 1
Coding region: 1-606 (201 amino acids)
Cellular component (GO): membrane; mitochondrial inner membrane peptidase complex
Molecular function (GO): serine-type endopeptidase activity
Source: RefSeq, a predicted model, not a curated record
AUGCUUCCCACAAUAUCUCCCUCAGGUGACUUGGUCCUGCAUGCGCGGCUGCCAUUUCUGCGAGUGCUCAGUAUGAUGCCAUUUGCCACUUCUGAACUAAAAAGCCGGUACCCAGAGGUGCCACCGGAUUUGCCAGCGAAAAAGCUUGAUCCUAGUGCAGGGUUGGGUCUACGGCUAGGCGAUAUGGUAGUUGCUAUAUCGCCGAGUGAUCCUUCAAGAACAGUUUGUAAGCGGAUACUCGGCAUGCCGGGUGAUACAGUACUUGUUGACCCACGAGAGGGCGUCUUGUCAGACGCAGCCGAGUUGCUUGCUGCACACUUCGAGGCAGGGGCAGGGGCAGCCCUUCCAUUACUUCGCAUGCAGUCCAGUCGGACAGUGACGGUGCCACCAGGUCAUGUGUGGCUCACGGGCGAUAACCUGGCGAACAGUACCGACAGUCGGAAUUACGGGCCUGUCCCAAUGGCACUCAUCAAGGGGCGUGUCAUAGCACGAUGCUAUCCACGACCCCAAUGGUUUGCUCCAGCAUUGAAGAAAGUGCGGCCAGCUAUGGACCUCGCAGCAGAUCAAAGAGCCGCUGCUGGAACAAUGGAGCAUUAUCUAGCUUGA